CUCUAGCCAUAACUUUUUAUUGAGAAUGCAUACCAUGUAUUUGCUUAUUACAUGGUUAAGUAGCCACCUUAUUCUUCAAUAACACAAAAUUCACCACUGAAAAGAAACAGUUUGAAAGAAUGAAUAUGUUUAGAUUGGAUACCUGCACUGGCUUGGAUAUUGAAGUGUAUGUAAACUUUCAGAUGAAUCAAGAUAGAGGUAUAUGUCAGAGCUGAAAGAACUUUGUUGUUUAUUAUAGUUGGUUUAGAUCUCUUAUAUGCAUUUACAUGAGAACUCCAGAGUGUCUUGGGAAAGUACAGAAAUUAGACCAUAGAUGCAGGAAAAUCCCUUCACUCACUAAGGACUCAAAUAUAAUCAAUACUAAUGUACUAGCAAUAAUUAUAAAGUGUAGGAAAAUACUCUUUCCAUAGCAUUUUAUUCUCCACGUGCUGCAAAUUAAAUUACAGACAUAUGCAUCUAAUAUUAAACUACUUUUGUACAGUGCUUUCCUCUUUGACACGCUAUUUAGAGUUUCUUAAAGUGACGAACUGUUUGUUUUGAAAUAUAUAUAUUUUUGCUGCCACAUUCAACUCACUAAGCUAUCAAAAUGCAUCUUUCUCACCCAUGUUUGCUAUGACACACUGGAAUAUUAAUCCCAAGAGGAAUAUCAAUAAAUUCCUCCUCCAGAAUAGCAAGUAUUAAAAGGCUCAACAGUGGAGAAGUGAAAAAUCCAUACAGGCAAGUCCAUAACGGUAAGAUCCUAUACUUGAAGUGUCAGAGGCAUUGAAACCAGAGUGACUCCAUCUUGAAUAGCAACUGGGUAAAAUAAGGCUAAGACCUACUGGGCUGCAUUCCCAGGAGGUUAGUAUGCUAAGUCACAAAACAAAACAGGAGGCUGACACAAGAUUCAGGUCAUAAAGAACUUGAUGAUAAAACAGGAUGCAGCAAAGAAGCUGGCCAAAACCCACCAAAACCAAGACGGCAAUGAAAGUGACCUCUAGUCAUCCUCACUGCUCAUUAUAUGCUAAUUAGAAUACAUUAGCAUGCUAAAAAACACCCUUCCCAGUGCCAUGACCGUUUGCAAAUGUCAUGGCAACAUCGGAAAGUUACCCUAUAUGGUCUAAAAAGGGGAGGAACCUUCAUUUGUUGGAAUUGCCACCCCUUUCCCGGAAUACUCAGGAAUAAUCCACCCCUUGUUUAGUAUAUAAUCAAGAAAUAACUAUAAAAAUAGCCAACCAGCCGCCCUAGGGGCUGCUCUGCCUAUGGAAUAGCCAUUUUAAAAAUUUCUUUACUUUCUUAAUAAACUUGCUUUCACUUCACUCUGUGGACUUGCCCCAAAUUCUCCCUUGUGUGAGAUGCAAGAACCCUGUCUUGGAGUCUGGAUCAGCACCCCCUUUCUGGUAACAGAAAGAAGACCCUAUACUGUAAAGCCUAAAAAUAAAUAAAUAGGUAUUUAAAAUAAAAACCUGUAGAAUCAAGAUUCUUUGGCAGGAUUUGGCAACUUUUCUGAGGUGACUGGCUUUUUAGAACCAAGAUAAAUUGCAUAGGGUGAGGGUUGCGGAGGGAAAAGUCAGAGAACAAAAUCGAAAGUACUACUCUCAGACGUUAACAUGCACACAAAUCCCAGAGGAUCUUGUUAUAACGCAGGUUCUGAUUGAGUUGGUCAAGGGUGGGAUGGCCUGAGAUUACCUCUUUUUUUUUUUUUUUUGAGAUGGAGUCUUGCUCUGUUGCCCAGGCUGGAGUGCAGUGGUGUGAUCUUGGCUCACUGCAACCUCCGCCUCCCAGGUUCAAGCGAUUCUCCUGCCUCAGCUUCCCUAGUAGCUGGGACUACAGGCGUAUGCCACCAUGCCCGGCUAAUUUUUGUAUUUUUAGUAGAGAAGGGGUUUUACCAUGUUGGCCACACUAGUCUCAAACUCCUGACCUCGUGAUCUGCCCGCCUUGGCCCCCGAAAAUGCUGGGAUUACAGGCGUGAGCCACCAUGCCCGGCGAGAUUAUGCAUUUCUAUUAAGCUCCCAGGUGCUGCUGAUGCUAUGAGUCUAUGGACAACUCUUUGUAGCAAAAAUCUAAGGUAAAGAAUUUCCAAAGAAAGUCCGAGUGUGGCAGGCCAGGUCUCACUAACGUGGUGCUCCAUGACAACUGAUUCAGCACUGACUGAGUGGUUAAGUUAAAUACUAAAAGCUGAAAGAGCCAGAGUGCUUAUACAAAGGGUGGAAUGUAACAAAAGUCCACCAAGAGUUUUGCUUACGUCUUUCAUGGGUCUUGAAGCAUGACAAGGUAACAAAGGAAUUCUUAACAGGACCCAUUUAGGGUUAAACAAAUUUUAUUGAGAGUCUGAAGACACUCCCUAGGCCUCCACAAACAAGUUUACUGGGGGUCUGGAGGAACUCCCCAAACCUCCAUGAUUUAACAGGAGACAAGAUAAGGGUAAUCACCCUAGCACCUGGACCCAUUAGAUUAAGUACAUUUAUUGAGGCUCCAGAGGAAGGUCUUCAGGACUCAGACCUGUUAUAGAUGGAAAGAAGUGAAUCAUUUAUGUCUUUUUUUUUUUUAGCAGUAAAACAAACCAUUUAUUACUGCAUAUGUGUUAUAUUAAAUUUACACAAUGAUAUAUAAGAACACAUACUGUUUAUAUUAUAUAGUAAUUUAACAUUAACAGGAAUAUCAACACAAGUACUACUCAUGCACAAAACAUGCAUAAAGCAAUUUUACACAAUACUGUUUACCAAAAUUUUUUUCUUAAAAAAACAGCCCUUCCACAUAGGAUCAGCGGUCCAAUCUGGACUGGAUUGCACUAAUAUGUUCAGGUCAAUGCUUCGGUGGCAUAGCGCUCAGUGAGCAAUUCUGGGAUUGGAGUCAUGCCCAAGGGUUACUUCAUUAAUAGCGAAUGUCUCUGUGCCCAAGGACCAAAAUUUUAUCCCAAAACUAAAUCCUCCAAGGAAUGAAAGGUUGGACUGGCUACAAAUCAGGGAGGGAAAAGAAGGCAUCAAAAUGUUGGAUAAACGGCCCCAGAAGGGGUUAUUAGGCACAGGGCCUAGGCACCAAGUGUGGCAAAAGUUUUUGUGAAUCCUUUUAAGGUCCCUAUCCAGGAUGCCAUCUCUGGAUUUAAGGUCUGGCCUCCAAGUCAUGAGUCUAGUAAAAAGAACAGUUCUGAGAAUAAAACCGAAUGGGGAUACAUCUGAGAAAUGUAGACUAUAUAAAAAACUAUAGAAUACAAUGACUGCCCCUCAUACCUACUUCACACUAUUGUAUGUGGUGCCCCUCGACAGGAAAACCCUCAUGGAGGCACUGCCCUGAAGACUCAAGGAGCAAAUAUAAAUCCAAAAAUUCCAUCCACUUGACCUUGGGAUCAAAAGAUCUUAUCCCAAUAAAACUUGAACAUCAAAACCUGUACCUUGCCGGAUGCUCAGAAAGUUUAAAAUAAAAAACAGCUGGUACCACAAAACUCACUGUCACCACCAUUAAAACCUCAAUAUUUACUUCUAACUAGCAAAACGUUCUUUACCUUCCAUUAAAGGCACUAGCGUCCAUACGUGAAGAUGAAACAAUAAUUUACCUCGGUUUUAUAUUUUUUAAAAAAGCAUUCCAUUAAAGUAUUAUACAAAAAUGAAAGCACCACCUUUUUUAUUUUGGCAACUAGGGAGAAGAAAAAAAAAGACGCUUUCUACACCAAAGAUGUCACUCUAACCGUCGUCAUCAGUUUCAAAGAGCCAGACCGAAAGCGGAGGAUCUUCUUUUUGAGGUUAUGUGAGGCCUUAAUUUUGACAAAGGUUUUGGCGGGGUAGUUGUGAAGGUCUGGGGCCAUUACCGUUUGAAUGGGCAGAGUCUGGACAAACUGGUUCCACCGGGGCCACAGGAACGUGGGCUUCGCGAAGAGCUCCAGCCUGAAGCACCGCGGCCCAGCCCUCCAGGGGCUGGAGAACGGCUUGCCCACCGUCAGGGAGAAAACGCGGGCCGGGAGCAAGAAGUGUCGCUUCCUGGAUGACUUGGAUACAAAUAAGAAACUCAAGAAAGCCUCCUCUAAGGGGAGGAAAAGCGGGGGCAGGCCCGAGGCUAGUCUUCCCGGCAGGCCCGCGGGCGGGGGCCACAGGUCAGGGAGCAGGGCGCAUGGCCACGGACGGGAGGCGGUGGUGGCCAAACCUAAGCACAAGCGAACUGACUACCCGCGGUGGAAGUCUUCGGCCGGGAUUUCCUACGAAGAGGUCCUGAGGAGGGCCCGGCGGGGUCGCCGGGAGAAUGUGGGGCUGUACCCCGGCCCCGUGCCUCUGCCUUACGCCAGCCCCUACGCCUACGUGGCUAGUGACUCCCAGUACUCGGCCGAGUGCGAGUCCCUGUUCCACUCCACCGUGGUGGACACCAGUGAGGACGAGCAGAGCAAUUACACCACCAACUGCUUCGGGGACAGCGAGUCGAGGGUUCUCAAGGAAAUGCUUGCUGAAGACUGCAUACAUUGAAAAGGCCAGAGAGUGGCACCGUGGAGAACCAAGCUUGGUGACGCCCUCAAGACCCAGUGCUGCCAGUUGCUGCUGAUUCACUUCUCCAUCCACAGUCUGACAAGUGCAAGAUCAAGGCACUGGAAGAUUCAUUAUCAAGUGAAGGCUCAUUUCUUGGUUCAUAGAAGGCAUCUCCUUGCUGCAUCCUCAUAUGAUGGAAGAGGCAAACAACCUCCCUUGAGCCUCAUUUAAUAAGGACACUAAUACCAUGUGUGAGGGCUCCACCUUCAUUACAUACUCACCUCUCAAAAACCCACCUCUUAGUACCAUCCCCAUAAGAGAUAGAAUUUCAGCCUAUGAAUUUUAGAGGGCAGAAACGUUCAGACUACAGCACUAUGCCUUCAUUUUGGGAGCCCAAAUCUUUCUAGUGGGAUUCUUGAAUUUUAAAAUGAGCAGAGUUAUUGAUACUAUGUUUCUGUAACUUGAUUCUCUUACCAUCUCACUUUCCAAUUCUGUUAUAAUGACGAGUACAGAAAAAGCACUCAGAAAAUUUGCUUUUGCAUCUUUGACAUACAAGAAAUGUAGGGUCAAAAAGUCUUAAGAGUCAAUAUUUGAAGGCUAUUAUACAUUUCCCUUAAAUAAGAGGUAAUGGCUUCUGAAUAAAUGUUUUUACAGAACAUCUAUUUUUUCUUAUGGUUUACUGAUACAAUAAGUUUGGUCUAAAAGGGAGCAAUAGGUUGAUCCUAUGAUCAACCAAAAUUAUAGAAUUUACAUUAUCCAAAAGCUAAAAUUCCAGAAGAUAUUACAUACCAAUUUAUAUAUGGGAAGCCAAAAGUAUUGUUCAGAUUUAUGCCUUCUUGAUUGUUAGUGUAAAUCACAGAUAAAUAUCUGUGUCAUCUGAAAUUGAUUUUCAAAACAAUCUUGCUAUUAUUUAUUAAGUCAUGGGUCAACCCAAGUCAAAACAUUAGUAGAAAAAGUGUUCUUAUUUAUGUUAAUGACUACAAAAAUCAUUGAAUAUCUUUUAAAGUUUUCAAAAUGUCUCCUAAAAUAGACCUAUUUAAGCAAUUCAUUUUUAAUUGAGAAUUUUACACAAUUAUAGAGGUACACUUAUCACAACUUUAGUUCUGCUAAAUAGGAUAAUAAUUUAUUUAAUUUUCUAUUAAAGGGGAAAAUAAUCCAUAUCUCACAGGGUUCUAUAAGGAUAAAUUGAGUAGUUUAUGGGGAAGCACUUAAAUGUUGCUGAUAUGCUUGGCUGUGUCCCAACCCAAAUCUGACCCUGAAUUAUAAUAAUCCCCAUGUGUCAAAGGUGGAGAUAAUUGAAUCAUGGGGGCAGUUUCCCCCAUACUGUUCUUGUGGUAGUGAAUAAGUCUCACUAGAGUUGAUUGUUUUAUAAUGGGCAGUUCCACUGCACAUGCGCUCUUGCCUGCCAGCCUGCCACCAUGUAAGACAUGCCUUUGCUCCUCCUUCGCUUUCUGCCAUGAUUGUGAGGCCUCCCCAGCCAUGUUGAACUGUGAGUCCAUUAAACCUCUUUACUUUAUAAAUUACUCAGUCCUAGGUAUGUCUUUAUAAGCAGCAUGAAAACAAACUAAUACAGUAAAUUGGUACCCACAGAGUGGGGUGCUGCUCUAAAGAUAGCCAAAAAUGUGGAAGUGACUUUGGAACUGAGUAACAGGCAGAGGUUGGAACAGUUUGGAGGGCUCAGAAGAAAACAAGAAAAUGUGAGAAAGUUUGCAACUUCCUAGAGACUUGUUGAAUGGCUUUAACCAAAAUGCUGAUAAUGAUAUGGACAAUGAAAUCCAGGCUGAUGUGAUCUCAGAUGGAGAUGAGGAACUUGUUGGGAGCUGGAUUAAAGAUGACUCUUGCUAUGUUUUAGCAAAAAGACUGGCAGCAUUUUGCCCCUGCCCUAGAAAUUUGUGGAACUUUGAACUUGAGAGAGAUGAUUUAGGGUAUCAGACAGAAGAAAUUUCUAAGCAGCAAAGCAUUCAAGCAGUGACUUGGGUGCAGUUAAAAGCACUCAGUUUUAAAAAAGAAACAGCAUAAAAGUUCAGAAAAUUUGUAGUCUGAUGAUGCAAUAGAAAAGAAAAACCCAUUUUCUAAGGAGAAAUUCAAGCUGGCUGCAGAAAUUUGCAUAAGUAACAAGGAGCCAAAUGUUAAUCACCAAGAUGGUGGGGAAAAUGUCUCCACAGCAUGUCAGAGACCUUUGUAGCAGCCCCUCCCAUCACAGGCCUGGAGGCCUAGGAGGGAAAAUGAUUUUGUGGGCCGAGCCCAGCACCCCCCUGGUGUGUGCAGCCUAGGGACUUGGUGCCCUGCAUCCCAGCCACUCUAGCCAUGGCUAAAAGGGGCCAAGGUACAGCUCAGGCCACGGCUUCAGAGGAUGCAAGCCCCAAGCCUUGGUGGCUUCCAUGUGGUGUUGAGCCUACCAGUACAGAGAAGUCAAGAAUUGAGGUUCAGGAACCUUUGCCAAGAUUUCAGAGGAUGUACAGAAAUGCCUAGAUGUCCAGGCUGAAGUUUGCUGCAGGGGAGAAGCCCUCAUGCGAAACCUCUGCUAGGGAAGUUUGGAAGGGAAAUUUGGGGUUGAAGCCCCAACACAGAGUCUCCACUGGGGCAUUGCCUAGUGGAGCUGUGAGGAAAGGGCGACUGUCCUCCAGACCGAAGAAUGGUCGAUCCACUGACAGCUUGCACCGUGCUCCUGGAAAAGUUUCAGACACUCAAUGCCAGCUCAUGAAAGCAGCUGGGAAGGAGGAUGUACCCUGCAAAGCCACAGGGGCAGAGCUGCCCAAGACCCUGGGAACCCACCUCUUGCAUCAGUGUGACCUUAAUGUGAGAAACAGAGUCAAAGUAGACCAUUUUGGAGCUUUAAGAUUUGACUGCCUUGUUGGAUUUUGGACUUGCAUAGGGUCUGUAGCCCCUUUGUUUUGGCCAAUUUCUCCCAUUUUAAAUUGGUGUAUUUACCCAAUGCCUGUAUCCCCAUUGUAUCUAGGAAGUAAUUGACUUGCUUUUGAUUUUACAGGCUCAUAGGCAGAAGGGACUUGCCUUAUCUCAGAUGAGACUUUGGACUAUGGAUUUUGAGUUAAUGCUGAAAUGAGUUAAGACUUUGAGGGUCUGUCGGGAAGCCAUGGUUGGUUUUGAAAUGUGAGGACAUCAGAUUCAGGAGGGGCCAAGGGCAAAAUGAUAUGAUUUGGCUGUGUCUCCACCCAAAUUUCACCUUGAAUUGUAAUAAAACCCAGGUGGAGAUAAUUGAGUAAUGCCCCAUCCAAUUCUCAUGGUAGUAAAUAAGUCUCAUGCAAGAUGAUGGUUUUAUAAAGGGCAGUUCCCCUGCACAUACACUCUUGCCUCCACCAUGUAAGAUGUGCCUUUGCUCCUCAUUUGCCUCCUGCCAUGAUUGUGAGGCCUCUCCAGCCAUGUGGAACUGUGAGUCCAUUAAACCUCUUUCCUUUAUAAAUUA
Molecule: messenger RNA, 7854 nt
Organism: Symphalangus syndactylus (siamang)
Lineage: Eukaryota; Metazoa; Chordata; Mammalia; Primates; Hylobatidae
Product: dapper homolog 1-like
Biological process (GO): regulation of Wnt signaling pathway, planar cell polarity pathway; negative regulation of JNK cascade; negative regulation of canonical Wnt signaling pathway
Cellular component (GO): cytoplasm
Source: RefSeq, a predicted model, not a curated record